GCCUCACUACCGAAUGGUCUUGAAGUCAAUGUCAUUGAUACACCUGGUAGGUGUUUGUGCUAUUUUGGUUAUUCACACUAUCCACACUUGCUGAAAACAUACAUUGAUAUUAAUGCUUCUUGCAGGUCUGUAUAGUGCUUCCUCGACAAUAGAAUUUACCAGCAGAGAAAUCGUUAGAUGCUUAUGUCUAGCUAAAGAUGGAAUCGACGCGGUGCUUCUGGUUUUCUCUUUGAGGGCUCGGUUAACAGAUGAGGAACAAUCAACACUUCGAACUUUAAAGAUCCUUUUCGGUAGUCAAAUCGUAGACCAUAUGAUUGUUGUUUUCACCAAUGGAGAUGCACUUGAUGAAGGAGAAACUCUGGAUGAUUAUUUGGAAGAUUGUCCUGAGUUCCAAGAAAUUCUCAAGGAAUGUGGUGACCAUAAGCUGUUGUUUGAUAAUGGCCGUGAUAUCCCUGAAAGAAAGAAAGACAAGCAAGUCCAAGAUCUUCUUAAACUAGUCGAGCGGAUCUCAAAGAGAAACAAUGGGAUAUCAUAUAUGGCUGACUUAUCACUUGAACUAAGGGAGAAUGAGGCCACAUUCCAGCAAAAGAAGAAGAAGAUUGAAGCAAUGAAGAAUGGUUUAUCUUCUAAAGAAGAGACAUCUCUGUUAAAGGAGUUCGAGAAAUCAUAUAAGAAAAUGCUUAAGGAAACCGAAGAGAAGGUCUCUAAUCAGUUAAAGGAAUCUUUGAGGGAGGUGAGGGAGCAACUAUCGAAGGCAGAGGCUAAAAGAGAAGAAGCCGAGAAAAAGAUGAACGAAAACCACAAACUAUCGGCUGAUGAGAUUAUGCAGUUGAGAGAAGAUCUCGCGAAAGCUAAGGUAGAGAGAGAUGACUUGCGUGCCAAAAUUAACGAGAAAAAGUGCGCUAUUAUGUGA
Molecule: messenger RNA, 913 nt
Organism: Camelina sativa (false flax)
Lineage: Eukaryota; Viridiplantae; Streptophyta; Magnoliopsida; Brassicales; Brassicaceae
Source: RefSeq, a predicted model, not a curated record